UGAUGAUCCAAAAUAGGGUGUCAAUACGAUCGUUAUCUUAGCGCUCAGAAGGCGUCCUCUCCUUGUUUUGCAUGUAACACUCAACAGCACAUGCAUCAUAACAUUAUGCAUGUGAAGUAUGAAGUCAGAAGGAGCACUAGAGCGUGCUGGUGAUUACUGUAACGCUCAUCCUUUUUUACGAACGGGGUCGUACCCCGCCCCAUUCACUUUUGACCGGGCAGGCUUUUUCGCUGUUCAUUCUCCUGAAUUGCUAAAUCGCGGGCAAUUCCAAAUCCGCUGUAUUGCUACGAACACUCCUUAUGGCAUUGUCAUAGGACAUAUAUACGUGGUUUCCACCCCCCGUUCUACUGUCAACCCCCCUCUGGCAAAGACGAGGAUUGUGCAAGGAUGAAAGAUUCUGAAGGAAACAAUGUUGAACUCUCCCUUACGAACAAUGCCCUAGCGCAAGACUUGAUGCAGCAUGUCAAGGAGCAGGCUGACUUACGGCCGCUUGUUGCAUUCCUUGACGCAGCCAGGGCCCCUGAGUUGGACCACUCUGAAUCGGUCCAGAAAGCUGCGGAGACGAUAAAGAUGCACAACAUGAUGCAUCAUGUGCCCAAACCCACGAAGCUCCCUGCAGCGAUACCCCACCCCCAUGUUCUCGAGGGAGACGGCAAACCGGCACUAGUGUUUGAGUCUCUGCCAUUCCAAAACUGGGGACAGACGGUUUCAAACACGCCAUCGACAAUCUGGGUCAUUCGUACCAUUGCUGGCGUGAAGAACCUCGUCAAAUUCGCCAGUUCCCAGAGAAAGCGUGUGCGGGUCGCAGGUUUCCGUCACACUUGGGCUAAUUUGUUCGGAGCAGAUGGCGAUAUUAUUGUUGUCUUCUUGCCACUUGCCACUACCACCACGCUGCCUUAUCAGCCCCCAACACCCGAAUGGCUCAAGACAAGCGAACUUGUUGGCAUACACGGCCCUAUAGGCUCCAUCGGAAAUCGACUUCCUGGCAAAGGUCACUCGUUCUAUCAAGUGAUGGCGGGCACUACGAACGAUUAUUUCCGAAGAUGGUGCUUCAGCAAUAAGAAAGUGUGCAUCCCUUUCAACGUCAUCAUGGUAGAAGUAACCUUUGGGGGAACAAACGGUCCAAUUUGUCAUGGCUCGGGAUUGGGGUCGACCACGCUCUCUGAUUUGGUAGUCGAGAUUCGAUACGUUGAUGCUCAUGGAGAGGAGCAAAUUGUCAAUGAUCCAGACGAGCUGCGUGCUGCAAGUGGAUGCUUCGGCCUCCUCGGAAUCGUGACCUCCGUGACCCUCCAGCUUGACGACAUUUCGAUACAAGAACAGGUCAAGGAAGCCGGCAUCACCGAGGCUCAAAUAGAAACAGCCCGUCAGAAAUUUAUUGAACGAUGUGAGACGGAUUAUUAUCUCGAAUGGUUCUGGUUCCCGUAUCAGGAGCACUGUUGGGUUAACACUUGGCAGAAGCGUCCGUUCCAGAGUGAAGACGCAAGCAUCAAGACUUACCCAGACGACAACUUCUUCACAGGAGCAUCAUCACAGCAGGUCCAGGAGACCAUUGCCGAACUCAUCACGAGUUGGAAACAUUGGGCGGAGGUCAGCGGGUACCAUCAAGCGUAUUGGUUUGGCCUCGCGACUAUGGCGACGCUUCCGAACGUCACGGAUGGAAAGCCCAUCGAGACGCUCUUGAGUGACGCCCUGCAUUUUAGGCGAGGCAUUCAAAACUUCCGCUGCUUGGACAGUGAGUGGGAGAUUCCCGUCCCACCUCAGAAAGACGGCUCCACCAAGAGGGACUAUGGUCUUAUUCAGACCGCCUGGUGGGAUGCUAUCUCUGCUAUCUAUAAGGCAGGCGAGAAGGCGCCAGUCCGUGUCGCUGUGGAACUGCGUCUUACAGGCGGUUCCGAGGUGUUACUUGCACCGCAACGUGGAAAUGCCACUACAUGCUCUAUCGAAGUCCUGACGACAUUGACCACACCUCAAAAUGACUGGGACGACUUCAAACAAGAAAUUGCCGAUAUCUGGACAAGUUACAAAGGGCCCGAUGGUCAGUUUUUGAAGUCCAGACCUCAUUGGGCCAAACAGUGGGAGGGUCUCAAGGUGCACAAUCAACCGAUCGAGACUUACUUGAAGGAUGUGUAUCAAGACUCCUUCAAAACGUUCCGCACUGUUUUUGAAGAGAUACUGAAGCGAAGAAACUCGUCCAUCGAAGAGGUCAGAGCUAGGUUUGGAAAUGACACACUGUAUCGCUUAAUCUUUGAGUGAUCGUUUGAACGUUAUGGAGAAUUUGGAAU
Molecule: messenger RNA, 2282 nt
Organism: Cantharellus anzutake
Lineage: Eukaryota; Fungi; Basidiomycota; Agaricomycetes; Cantharellales; Hydnaceae
Exons: 8
Coding region: 388-2253 (621 amino acids)
Cellular component (GO): membrane; mitochondrion
Molecular function (GO): FAD binding; D-arabinono-1,4-lactone oxidase activity
Source: RefSeq, a predicted model, not a curated record